AUGAAUGAAGGUACGUACAUAGGAGUUCGGGAGGAGAACUGUGAUGUUCUUUUGUCUUUCAGUAUUGAAUUAGAUGAGCCACCUUUGGUGCAGACUGCAGCCAACCUGUUCAAAGAGUUGUGUUAUAGGUAUCGAGAGGAUCUAACAGCAGGCAUCAUUGUAGCAGGUUGGGACAAGAGGAAAGGAGGACAGGUUUACACUGUUCCCAUGGGUGGAAUGAUAGUCCGUCAGUCAUUCUCAAUCGGGGGAUCUGGUAGUACUUACAUUUAUGGCUAUGUAGACUCAUCUUACAAACCUGGAAUGACAAAAGAAGAAUGUUUGGAGUUUACAGCCAAUGCCAUCAGCUUAGCAAUGGAGCGUGAUGGUUCAAGUGGGGGCGUGAUCCGCCUUGCUGCCAUCACAGAAGCUGGAGUUGAACGUAAGGUGAUCCUAGGAAGUGAGCUGCCCCGCUUCACUGUUUCAUGAGAAAGACUUCUGGAUAGAAUCUGGCCAUCCUUUCAGUUGAUUGGUUUUGUUCUGUACCCUGUGUGCUGUAUUUUUUCAUGCCAGUAAAAGGCCUUUGCUAAAACUAGCUUUAACACACAACCAUACACGUCAGUAGACCAUUUUUUUUUUUUACUUGGAUUAAAAGGCACAGAUAUGUCAUGCACAAAUAAACCAUGAAAAGAAAAUUGGUCAUAAACUGCAAUUACACUGUUCCAGGACUUGAAUUUUUCAAUGGAAAGUUUGAAAUAAACAAAAAACAAUUUGA
Protopterus annectens (West African lungfish) is the source of this 751-nucleotide messenger RNA. Its product is annotated as proteasome subunit beta type-6-like. The transcript has 4 exons. Gene Ontology annotation, cellular component: proteasome core complex. The record is from RefSeq and is a predicted model, not a curated record. Bases 1 to 465 code for a protein of 154 amino acids. NCBI's taxonomy places the organism in Eukaryota, Metazoa, Chordata, Ceratodontiformes, Protopteridae.